UAUGCUCAUUCUCUUAAACCCUUUUCUUCAUUGUGUUUUCGCUUACUUUUCUUCCUCUCAACACACACAUCAAAAAGACAUCAAAGGCAUAAUCUCAUCCUCUUCGUUUUGCUUCGUCAGUGUUCUAUAUAUAUAAAAUGGGGGGUACCUCACCUUGUGCUUCUUGCAAGUUGCUGAGACGUCGUUGCUCCAAGGAAUGCAUCUUUGCUCCUUAUUUUCCUUCUGAUGACCCUCGCAAGUUUGCCAUUGUGCAUAAGGUCUUCGGUGCUAGCAAUGUCAGCAAAAUGCUGCAGGAACUUGGUGUUCAUCAAAGAGCAGAUGCUGUGAGCAGUUUAGUUUACGAGGCAAACGCAAGAGUGAGAGAUCCAGUGUAUGGAUGUGUUGGAGCCAUAUCAUACCUACAAAACCAGGUUUCACAGUUGCAAAUGCAACUUGCAGUGGCUCAAGCUGAGAUUCUAUGCAUUCAGAUGCAGCAACAAGAACCUACCAUCACCACACAAGUAGACCAAGAUCAAAAAUCACUGCUUCUCUCUGUAAACAAUAACUAUGAAACUCUUCCUCACUAUCUUAACUUUCCUUCAUCUUCUUCCUCCUCUUCAAAUGUCUUCCAUGACCCUCAUGAGCCUCUCAAGAGAGAGUCUUUUUGGGCUUGAAUUUACCAAUGUGAAAUGGAUUUUAACUGUUACAAAAUCUUUUCUUUCAA
Vigna umbellata (rice bean) is the source of this 703-nucleotide messenger RNA. NCBI's taxonomy places the organism in Eukaryota, Viridiplantae, Streptophyta, Magnoliopsida, Fabales, Fabaceae. The record is from RefSeq and is a predicted model, not a curated record.